AUGGCUACUUCAAAUUCCAAAAAACGUUGCUACCCAUCAGGACUUGAAAUUACUUUUAAUGACGAACAAAUCAACUCUGUUGUUGAACACUGGCCUCGCUUUAUCACACUUGAAGCACAGCUCUCAGACCAAAAUUCAAAGCCCCUCACAAAGGUUUCACCUUUUCUUAUUCAAAAGGGAAUACAAGGCAUUAUUGGUACACCAAAAUCUGUUAAAAAGUUGAAAUCUGGUGCUCUUCUUAUUGAAGUCACCAAGAAACAACAUUCAACUUCUUUGUUGGCUUUAAAAAUGUUGGCAGACAUCCCUGUAGUUGGAAAAAUUCACAGUGGACUUAACCAGAGCAAAGGCAUUUUGUUUGACAGAGAUCACGAUCUGGACGACAUUCCUGAACAGGAAAUCCAACAUGAAUUGGAAUCCCAGGGAGUGAUCUCUGUGAAACGAUUCACAAAAAGACGUAAUGAUGUUGUUGAACCAACAAACACUUACUUGUUGACCUUUUGUGUUCCAAAUCUUCCAACCAAUAUUAAAGUUGGACUGUACCAAAUGAAAAUAGAAACAUUUGUACCUAAUCCUUUGCGAUGUUUUAAAUGUCAACGAUUUGGACAUGGGCAAAUGAACUGUAAAGGAUCUGAAGCAUGCUUCAGGUGUGGUGAGGACGGGCAUGAUGGCAAAACCUGUCAAAAUACUCCAAAAUGUAAGAACUGUAAGGGAGAACACAUGGCGUCUUCAAAACAGUGCCCCAUCUGGAAAAAAGAAAAAGAAAUCCAAAAAGUUAAAACUGAGAGCAAAAUACCUUAUCCAGAGGCUAAAAAAUUAGUGAAUUUGUCCAGUGUCCCUAAACCACAAUUGACAUACGCAACUGUUGUUAAGGCAUCCUCUUUGAAGGAAGCAGCUACCCAAGUCUCUGAGAAAGAUUUUCUCAUGAAGUCUACUUCAUCUGAAGCACCUUUGGCAUCUAAUGACAAAGGCAAAUCUACACCACCUGCAUCUGCAGGUCAUGCAGCUAUUGCUGCACAAAAAUCUGUAGCUGUGGCUGCAUCCAAGUCAGAGGCUGCAGGUUCCUCCAAAUCAUCUGGGAGACAAAACAAGUCUCCCAAAAAAAAAAAACACCCAGAAGCAGCCGACAGAUCGGUUGCCCAAAAGGGCGAACGACCUCGUCGCUCUUCACAAUAA
Saccostrea cuccullata (small rock oyster) is the source of this 1173-nucleotide messenger RNA. RefSeq lists its product as uncharacterized. The coding region runs from base 1 to 1173 and encodes 390 amino acids. The record is from RefSeq and is a predicted model, not a curated record. Gene Ontology annotation, molecular function: zinc ion binding; nucleic acid binding. The transcript has a single exon. Lineage: Eukaryota; Metazoa; Mollusca; Bivalvia; Ostreida; Ostreidae.